AAAAAAAACUUAUCAUCAUCGUUCUCUCUUGUUCACUCUAUCAGAAGAAUCGUAAUGGAUUGCAAUUUGCAGGCCUCCGUUAUUCCUCGAUGCCUUCCUUCAACAACUCCCGCAACAAGAAAACCCCAUUUUGUUGUUAAAUCGUCUCACCAGAACGAUACAUCCACUCCUUCACCAGAUAAUAAGGAAGUAAAUGUUUCCAGACGUCAAUGUCUCACUUGUUUGUGUUCAACUCCAUUUCUUAUUUCAUCCAAUAAUGCAACCGCUCUUGAUAAACCUCCCGGGUGCAGAAAUUGCGGAGGAAGCGGAAACAUCAUCUGUGAUAUGUGUGGUGGUACAGGAAAAUGGAAAGCUCUUAACAGUAAACGAGCACAAGAUGUUUAUGAGUUUACAGAAUGUCCAAAUUGUUAUGGUCGAGGAAAGCUUGUCUGUCCGGUCUGUUUAGGAACUGGUGUGCCAAACAAUAAAGGUCUUCUGAGGAGGCCCGAUGCGAAGAAACUGCUUGAUAAGAUGUAUAAUGGACGGCUACUUCCAAACUCUUAGAAGUCAUUCUUGUGAGCAUAAUGGAAGUGUGAGGCUUUGCGAAUGCUGUUUUCUGGCACAAUGACAAUUUUCUAUACUAGUCAACUAAGCCGGUGACUGCAAUGUUAAUCAGCUUCUACCAUACAGAACGUGCCCGCCCGCACCAGAAAGUUUUGCUCAUAUUUUUGGUCUGGAUUCAUUCCACAACUCUAGAUUUCAAUAUUCUGUACCCAUGAUUCAAUGCUAGGAUUGUCAUAUUCAUGCAGAACAUAGUGUAAAACAUUGAGCAAACACUUGUAGCAAGUAUUGGUAUUUAAGGUUCUAUAUAGUUACCAAGUAAAUAUACAAUUGUUCAUGCAACUUGUUUGUAUCCAGGGUAUUAUAUUCUCAAACAUGUGUGAUUAGCCAAUUUGAGCUUUUUAUGAAA
Messenger RNA from Vicia villosa (hairy vetch), 949 nucleotides. RefSeq names its product protein PHOTOSYSTEM I ASSEMBLY 2, chloroplastic-like. The record is from RefSeq and is a predicted model, not a curated record. Bases 55 to 543 code for a protein of 162 amino acids. NCBI's taxonomy places the organism in Eukaryota, Viridiplantae, Streptophyta, Magnoliopsida, Fabales, Fabaceae. The transcript has 4 exons.